Molecule: messenger RNA, 823 nt
Organism: Prunus mume (Japanese apricot)
Lineage: Eukaryota; Viridiplantae; Streptophyta; Magnoliopsida; Rosales; Rosaceae
Source: RefSeq, a predicted model, not a curated record
GUUAAGGUAACGUUCUAACUCGUACGAGAGCAGAACAGAGCCUCCUAUACUAUCAUGGAGAGUCUCGUCGCUGAGCUCACCUCGGCUGAAGAUCUUCAGGACCAGCUAAUAAAGAUGACUGUACGGCGAGAUGAGCUCUACGCCUGGUUUCAGGAGAUCAGGGAAGCCAUAAACGCCGUUGAUCUCGAGAAAUACAAACUGAAAAAGGAGGUGAUUCGCCUAAUAGAAGAAACGACCACUCCAAAUAUCCCGCUGAUUGUCUACGACGGUACAAACAACGACAACAACAUUGUUAAUCCUUACCCAAGCUUGCCCAUGGUGGGGGACCAUACAUCGAGGACGGCAAAUAAGGGGAAAGCCAGUUCUAUGUUUGUAGUGGUGAAGUAUAUUGAACCCCAUACAGUGGUGCAGUAUUUGAAAUAAAAUUAAAACGAGGAGGAGAAGACCAUAUGGGCUGUGGUGCCGGAAGAGAAGGAGUCACUCAUGAUGAACCCCAACUACUUGAACCUAUAGUCAAGUUAUUUGGUUGUUAUGCGAUUCAGACUGCGAGGAUUUUCAGCCACUCUCAGUUAUUUAUACUCCUAGAGAACGAUAUUACGCACAAGACACUGCAUGGAUAUGCUAUUAACACGAAGACUUUGUCAGUGGCUUCAUUCGUGCCCCCGGGAGUUUCUAAGCGGGCUGGGGUCAUUGUUUCUGCGUAUGGGAAACUUUAUCAUCUUGCAGCUCCAGUACACCCCGAAAAACUAUCCUUUGACAGUUACGAUCCUGCUACAAAUCUGUGGACGCCUCUGCCAAAGUUUCCAUUUUAUUCUACGUAUCC